AUGAGUAAACAGUACGCCGCCGAGCUUCGGCGAUUCAUGGCAUUCCCCGAAACCCCGAAACGUGUCGAAGAACUCUCAGACCCUGCCUUCAGCAGCCACAGUCUUGUAAAUGUUACGCCCGACAAUACAGCAAACCUACACAAGCUCGCUCAAACACAAAUCUACCUUGGGACGACAUCCGACUUGAAGGAAACCCAACUCAAUCUUCAGCAGUGA
Aphanomyces invadans is the source of this 216-nucleotide messenger RNA. RefSeq lists its product as hypothetical. The transcript is spliced from 3 exons. NCBI's taxonomy places the organism in Eukaryota, Oomycota, Saprolegniomycetes, Saprolegniales, Verrucalvaceae. The coding region runs from base 1 to 216 and encodes 71 amino acids. The record is from RefSeq and is a predicted model, not a curated record.